AGAAGAUGCCCAACAAGAAGAAAGCGGAGCCAGAGACUGCGGCGGGCGGUGAUGCCAGGGACGUUGUGAUCUCGGGACUGUCGGGCAAGCUGCCGGAGAGCAGCAACAUUGAGGAGUUCAAGUACAAUCUGCUCAAUGGCAUCGACAUGGUCACAGAUGAUCCCAGGCGCUGGGAGGCAGGAAUCUACGGACUGCCGGAGCGCAUGGCCAAGAUGAAGGACGAGGAUCUGGAGAAGUUCGAUGAGAAUUUCUUCAGUGUGCACCAGAAGCAGGCCGAGCUGAUGGAUCCCUGCAUGCGCAUGCUGCUGGAGCUGACCCACGAGGCGAUCAUCGAUGCGGGCAUAAAUCCCGCCCAGCUGCGCGGCACCCGCACCGGCGUCUACAUUGGCCUGUCCUUUGUGGAGACGGAGCACGAGAUACCCAACAUGGAGCCGAGCACCAUCAAUGGCUACUGCCUGACGGGCUGUGCCCGCGCCAUGUUCGCCAAUCGCAUCUCCUACACCUUCGACUUCAAGGGGCCCAGCUUCAUCGUGGACACCGCCUGCUCCAGCUCGCUGGUGGCCCUCUCCCAUGCCUACGCGGACAUGCGAGCGGGUCGCUGCGAUUACGCGCUCGUCGCGGGCGUCAAUCUCAUCCUGAAACCGAUCUUUGCGCUGCAAUUCCUGCGCUUGGGCAUCGUUAGCCAGGACGGUGCCUGCAAGACCUUCGAUGCGGCUGCCAACGGCUAUGCGCGGGCGGACACCUGCGCUGUGGUCCUGCUGCAGCGCCGUGCCCAGGCCAGGCGUGUCUAUGCCUCCAUUUUGAAUGUGCGCACCAACACGGACGGGUUCAAGGAGCAGGGCGUCACCUUCCCCAGCGGCUGCAUGCAGCAGGAGCUGCUGAAGGAGACCUACAGCGAGAUUGGCCUCAAUCCCGAUGACGUUGUCUAUGUGGAGGCCCAUGGCAGCGGCACGCCCGUGGGCGAUGACCAGGAGGCCAAUAUGCUGAGCAACUUCUUCUGCCAUCCCACGCGACCCACGCCGCUGCUCAUCGGGUCCGUCAAGUCGAAUAUGGGCCAUGCGGAGCCCGCCUCGGGUGUGAGUGCCCUGGCCAAGAUGAUCAUUGCCAUGGAGGAGGGCAUCCUGCCCAGCAAUCUGCACUACCGCACACCCAAUCCCGCUGUGCCCGCCCUGGUCGAGGGUCGCCUCAAAGUGGUCGACCGCAAUAUGCCCUGGCAGGGCGGCAUUGUGGGCCUCAACUCGUUUGGCUUUGGCGGUGCCAAUGCCCACGUCAUCCUCCGGUCACACGGCAAGUCCAAGGCCCCGAAAGCAACCCCCAAGGCCACGGCGGAGGAGCAGUGCCUCAAGCUGGUGGUCUGCUCGGGCCGGACGGAGCCAGCGGUGCAGCAGCUGCUGCAGGUGGCCAUCGAGCAGCGGCACGACGACGAGUUCCUGGCCCUCAUCAAUGACAUCCACUCGCAUCCCAUUCCGCUGCAUCCCUACCGUGGCUAUGCCGUACUCGGUCCCAGCGGCGCGCUCCAGCAGGAGAUACUCCCCUUCGAAGAGGAAUCGCGACCCAUUUGGUUCGUCUACGCGGGCAUGGGCAGCCAGUGGGCCAGCAUGGCCAAGGAUCUUAUGCAGCUGGACGUGUUCCGAAAAUCAAUAGAGCAGUGCGCCGAGGUGCUUGCCCGUGUAGAUUUCGAUCUGAUAGACGUCCUGACACGCUCCACAGAGCGCACCUUUGACAAUAUGCUGUACUCCUUCGUGUCGGUGUCCGCCGUGCAGGUGGCACUGACGGAUCUGCUCCAGACACUGGGCGUACAGCCGGAGGGCAUCAUUGGCCACUCGGCGGGAGAGCUGGGAGCCGCCUAUAUGGACGGCUGCCUGACGGCCGAGCAGACGGUGCUGGCGGCCUACUGGCGUGGUCGCAGCGUGCUGGACACGCCCGGCCUGCCGCGCGGCAAGAUGGCAGCCGUGGGCCUGAGCUGGGAGGAGAUUGCCGGCCACCUGCCGGCGGACUGCUAUCCGGUGUGCCACAACAGCGAGGACAACUGCACGGUGUCGGGUCCGGUGGAUGCGAUGGAUGCGGCCAUCGCGCAGCUGCAGGCGGAGGGCGUCUUCGUGCGCGAGGUGGGCUCCGGCGGCUAUGCCUUUCACAGUCCGUACAUCGAGGGCGCCGCCCCGAUGCUCCGGCGCAACCUGGAGCGCCUCAUCACGGAGCCCAGGCCACGCAGCCAGCGGUGGCUGAGCACCAGCGUCGCCGAGCAGGACUGGCAGACGCCAGAGAGUCGCGUGGCCUCCGCCGGUUACUUCAUCAACAACCUGAUCUCGCCCGUGCUCUUCCAGCAGGCCGUCCUGCACAUACCGCAGAACGCGCUCAUCGUGGAGAUCGCACCCCACGGCCUCUUCCGGGCCAUCCUGCGCUCCCUGGGGCCGCGCAUCAGCUACGUGAGCCUCAUGCAGCGCGGCCAUGCCAACAACUACGAGUUCCUGCUCAGCCAAUUGGGGCGUCUGUUCGCCGCUGGCGGGCAGCCGCAGCUGCUGAGCAUCUUCCCCGAGAUCAGCUAUCCCGUGUCGCGGGGCACCCCCAUGCUGGGCUCCCUGGUCGGCUGGAAUCACACGCAGAAGUGGAACUACCCCAAGUUCAAGGGCGGCCGGCAGUCGGGGCAGCUGAGCGUGGAACUGGAUCUGUCCAAGGAGGAGAACGCCUUCCUCGCGGGCCACACCAUAGACGGCAGGAUUCUGUUCCCUGCCACGGGCUACAUGACGCUCGCCUGGAUGAUGCUGGCCCAGCAGCAGGGACUGGACUAUCUGCGCACUCCGGUGCUCUUUGAGGACGUGGCCUUCCAUCGGGCCACCAUCCUGAAUGCGGCCAACAAAGUGAAGCUCUCGCUGAACUACUUUCCGGGCAGCAGCAGCUUCGAGAUCUGCGAGGGCAGCAGCCUGGUCGUCUCCGGCAAGCUGCGCCUCGUCACGAAUGUGCAGCAGGAGCGGCUCGAUCUGCCCGCACUGCCCGGCACUGCGGGCACCCAGACGCUCUCCACCAAGGACAUCUACAAGGAGCUGCGUCUGAGGGGCUACGACUACAGUGGCGUCUUUCAGGGCGUCCUGGAGGCGGACACUGCCGCGGUGAGGGGUCGCCUGCAGUGGGCAGACAACUGGAUCAGCUUCAUGGACACCAUGCUGCAGUUCCGCAUCCUCAGCAACGACAUCCGCGAGCUGUACGUGCCCACGGGCAUCGAGCGGGCGCUCAUCGAUCCGCUGCGCCACAUGGAGCUGGUGAAGCGGCACCAGCAGAAGCUGCCUGUCCACUGGCACCGCAACAUCUCGGUGGUGAAGUGCGGCGGCGUGGAGAUCCACAAGAUGAAGACCGCGCAGACGCAGCGGCGUUCGGGGGGUCAGUCGGCGCCCAUUUUGGAGCGCUAUCGGUUCGUGCCACAUGUCCAGCACGUGGGGCAGCGCGAGGAUCAGCAGCGCUCGCGGAGCACAGCCCUGGCGGUGGCCAUUCAGCUGCUCGUGGAGAACUGCGGCUGUCCCAUCAAGCUGAAGGGCGUGACACUGUCUGCGGAUCCACUGCACGCCCUCGAGCUGCGGGAGCUGAUCGAACGGGAGCCCGUUCUGGUGGCGGAUCUCUCUGUGGUGAGUGCGGCAUGCGGCGCGGAAUCCGAGCUGCAGACCCAGCUCAAGGAGGCGGGUGUCAAGGUCAUAGCCAAGGAUCUGUCGGCGGGUGCCGUGGAGCAGCAGUGUCACUUUGUCCACGCCCUCGAUCUGCUCACAAAGCACUCCCCGCAGGACAUCCAGCACUGCGUGCAGUCACUCAGAGCCGAGGGCGGUGGCUUCCUGCUGCUGGAGGAGACUGCCAGUGGCUACAAUCUGACGGGCAGGGAUGCGCUCACGAAACUGCAGCUGCUGCCGGUGCUGGAGCACUUCUUUGGCACGGAUCGCGUGCUGAUCCUGGCCAGAAAGCGGCCCAGCACGGAGCCCAGUCGAUCGCUCGUCGUGGCCAUCAGCAACAGACAAUUCAAGUGGAUUGCGGAACUGAAGAGCGCCCUGGCCAAGGCACAGGCUGAGCAGCGGUGCCUCUAUCUGGUGGCCCAAGGCGAGCCCAGCUCUGGGGCUCUCGGUCUGAUGAACUGCCUCAGGCGGGAGCAGGGCGGCAGCUGCGCCAGACUGUACCUGAUGCUGGACGAGGGUCUGCCAGCGUUCUCGCUGGACGAACCCUUCUACGCCGAGCAGCUGGCCAAGGAUCUGGCCAUCAAUGUCUACAGGCAGGGCGCCUGGGGCACCUUCCGUCACCUGAAGCUGGACGCCCAGCAGCACCCACUGCCCGUGGAGCAGGCCUACGUGAACACCCUGGUCAAGGGAGAUCUCUCCUCGCUGCGCUGGAUCGAGAGUCCGCGCAGCAGCCAGCUGCCUGCCCAGGGCAGCUUCGAGCCAUGCACCGUCUACUAUGCGCCCCUCAACUUCCGGGAUGUGAUGCUGGCCUCCGGCAAACUGGGCGUCGAUGCGCUGCCCGGCGAUCUCGCCUUUCAGGACUGCGUCCUCGGGCUGGAGUUUGCGGGACGCGACUCCCAGGGACGCCGCAUCAUGGCCAUGGUCACGGCCAAGUCGCUGGCCACCAAUUGCCUGGCGAACAGGAACCUGCUGUGGGAAAUUCCCCACAACUGGUCCAUGGAGCAGGCUGCCACAGUGCCCGUCGUCUAUGCCACCGUCUACUACGCCCUGGUGGUGCGCGGACAGAUGAAGAAGGGCGAGCGCAUCCUCAUCCAUGCCGGAUCCGGAGGCGUGGGCCAGGCAGCCAUCUCGGUGGCUCUGGCCCAUGGCUUGACCGUCUUCACCACGGUGGGCAGCAAGGAGAAGCGCGAGUUCCUGCUGAAGCGAUUCCCCAAGCUGCAGGAGCGGCACAUUGGCAACUCCCGCGACACCUCGUUCGAGCAGCUGGUCAUGACGGUGACCAAUGGCGAGGGCGUGGAACUGGUGCUCAAUUCCCUCUCCGAGGAGAAGCUGCAGGCCUCCAUCCGCUGUCUGGGGCUCAACGGACGCUUCCUGGAGAUCGGCAAGUUCGAUCUGAGCAACAACAGCCCCCUGGGCAUGGCCGUGUUCCUCAAGAACACCGCGUUCCACGGCAUCCUGCUGGACAGCGUGAUGGAGGGCGAGGAGGAGAUGCAGCUGCUGGUGGCCCGGCUGGUCACCGAGGGCAUCCAGAGUGGCGCUGUGCUGCCGCUGCCCACCACUGUGUUUGCGGACAGGGAGAUCGAGAAGGCGUUCCGCUUCAUGGCCUCGGGCAAGCACAUCGGCAAGGUGCUGCUGCAGGUGCGCCACGAGGAGCAGCAGCAAUCUGCGCUGCCCAAGCUGCGGCAGAUCAACGCCAUUCCCCGCUCCUACAUGCAUCCGGAGAAGAGCUACAUCCUGGUGGGUGGACUGGGCGGUUUCGGGCUGGAGCUGGCCCACUGGCUGGUGUCCCGUGGCGCCCGUUUCCUCGUCCUGAGCUCCCGUUCGGGCCUGAAGACCGGCUACCAGGCGCUGAUGAUUCGUCGCUGGCACGAUCGGGGCGUUCAGGUGCUGAUCGACACGAGCGAUGUGACGACGGCCGUGGGCUGCCAGCGGCUGCUGGAGAGCAGCAACAAGCUGGCCCUGGUCGGAGGCAUCUUCAAUCUGGCCGCCGUGCUCAGGGACGGACUGUUCGAGGAUCAGACGGCGAAGCACUUUGAGCAGGUGACGGCGCCCAAGCUGCUGGCCACCCAGCAUCUGGACAGACUCUCGCGCGGCCUGUGUCCCGCCCUCGAGUACUUCAUUUGCUUCUCCAGCGUGUCCUGCGGCCGCGGCAACAUUGGCCAGACCAACUACGGCCUGGCCAACUCCGCCAUGGAGCGGAUCUGCGAACAGCGGCAGGGCGACGGCUAUCCGGGCACGGCCAUCCAGUGGGGCGCCAUCGGCGACACGGGUCUGAUUAUGGAGCACAUGGGCAACAACGACACCGUCAUCGGUGGCACCCUGCCCCAGCGCAUGAACAGCUGCCUGGAGACGAUCGAUUUCCUGCUGCAGCAGCCGCAUCCCGUCAUGGCCUCCAUGGUGCUGGCCGAGAAGCGCAAAGCGGAGCAGACGCAUCGCCUCAGUCUGAUCGCGACGAUAGCCAACAUCAUGGGACUGCGGGACGUGAAGAGUGUGCAGGACAAGACGACGCUGUUCGAUCUGGGCAUGGACUCGCUGAUGAGCACGGAGAUCAAGCAGACGCUGGAGCGACACUUCGAUCUGGUGCUGACCGCGCAGGAGAUACGCCAGCUGACAUUCAGCGCACUCAAGCAGAUCGAUGCCCAGGAGCCCGGAGUCACGGCGGCAGGCGGCUCGGGCGCCAGUGCGGACUCGGCGGCGGCGGCGGCGGCGGCCACAGCAACUGCGGCAGAUGGCAAGGUGGGCGAGAUAAAGGGACAGGGACAGAGCGAUGAGACACGCAAGGUAUUCGCCAAGGAAGUAUUACCCCAGGAAGUGCUCGUGCGUCUGCACUCAAAGGCGCCGGUGGCCAGCGAAGAGCCCGCCGUCUUCUUCCUCGCACCCAUCGAGGGCUUCACAAUUGCCGUGGAGGCGCUGGCCUCCUCCCUCACCUGCCCCGCCUACGGCCUGCAGUGCACCGAACAGGUGCCGCUCGACUCCAUCGAGGCCUGCGCCGCCUACUAUCUCGGGCAGAUUCAGCGGCUGCAGCCGCGCGGCCCCUACAACAUUGUUGGCUACUCCUAUGGCUGCCUGCUGGCGCAUGCCAUUGGCGUGGCCUUGGAGCAGCGACGCUUCGGCGUCAAGGUCAUCAUGCUGGACGGUGCCCCCACCAUUGCCAGCGGCUAUGUGCAGGAGGCCAAGAAGCAGACCGACGACCUCAAUCGACAGCAGUCCAUGACGUUGGCCUACUUUGGUGCCCUGCUCGCCGACGUGGAUUACAAUCAGCUGCUGCAAUUGCUAGAUGGCGUCAAGACGUGGCCAUCGAAGCUGGACAAGCUGGCCGACACUCUGGCCGGACACACGCAACAAACCAAAGCAGUGAUCAAGAAAGCUGCCUGCAUGUUCAAGCAGAAGCUUUUGCUCUCGGAGAGCUACAAGGGAGCCAAGCAGCUGCACAGCGAUGUGGUGCUAAUCAAAUCCGCCGAGCACAAUGCCAUAAUGGCCCAGGACUAUGGCCUCAAGGAGAUAUGCAGCGCCCAGAUUGAUAUGCAUGUGGUGGAGGGCACACACAGGACGUUCCUCAAGGAGGCGCAAACGUUACAGAUCCUCGAGCGUGUGCUGAGGAAGCGGCUCUAGUUGAUAGCAUCAUGAUUUACUCUGUAGCUGUUAAUGUAUCGUUAUAUGUAUAUGUAUACCAAUAAUACACGUAGCAAUCUGCCCGGAUUGUAUAAGUAAUCGUACUAUAAGCGAUCUAAUGCGAAUUCGUUUGGUUGGGUUUGGUUUUGGUUUCUGGACACGCGACUGGGAUCGUGGCGCUCGCAUGAUUUACGAUGAAUCACGAUAGUCCGGCGGCAGUAGCAGCGGCGGCAGCGGCGGCGGCCUUUAUAUGACCCGUUAAAAAAAAAAAUUUCAAUGUACCUUUCCAUAAUUGAUAAUAAUUCCAAUUCCUAUGUACUUAAUAUUAAGGUUGUAUUCUAUCUACGAACAAAUGUGCCCAGACCAGACGAUUAACAGUCGCGCUAUGUCUGCCUCUGUACAUACUUAUACAUAUAUACAUAUGUAUGUUACUUAUAACAGAGAGAGAGUGUGUUUGUGUGUUUUCAUAUGAGACUGUAUUUAGUAGCAACUAAAAGUGGUCCGAUUCCUGCCGGGACAAAUCAAAAUUUGUACAUCUUCACGCAGGCAACAGCUGACCAGAGGCCCUACACCCACCCUAACUACCAGAGAGAGAGAGAGAACGAGCACAUAAGCAGAGCGAGCUUAUCUUCGCGCUGCUUCUGGCUGCUCUCUUCUCUUCUGGCGAUGCUAAAUAAAGCUUUCGUCGCGCCUCAUAUAAAAGGCGACGCUCACCUGAUGCCUGGACUAUUACCGUUUUAUUUCUCGCUGGCAGUUCGUGAGCGUAACCGAACCAACUCACAGUUGUCGUGCUUUAUUAACCGCUACGCUUCAAACACAGUGUGUCUUUCGCCUCCAGUAUACGGCCCCAGCCACAGUGCAAAACGAAGAGUGUAGCAAAAUUAUUUGCAAAGAAAAUCGCUAACGGUAACUAGCGCCAAGCCAACAAAACGGAAGGAGAACAAUAGCAAAAGGAAAAGUGCUGUGUUUUUGUAUUGGUUAAUUGCAAAAGUAGCGUAGCUAACGGUUUCGAAAGUCAGUCAGGACCAACUGCA
This is a messenger RNA of Drosophila obscura, 8299 nucleotides long. It is a transcript of the gene FASN2, whose product is annotated as fatty acid synthase. The record is from RefSeq and is a predicted model, not a curated record. The transcript has 6 exons. Lineage: Eukaryota; Metazoa; Arthropoda; Insecta; Diptera; Drosophilidae. Gene Ontology annotation, molecular function: 3-oxoacyl-[acyl-carrier-protein] synthase activity; oxidoreductase activity; phosphopantetheine binding. Gene Ontology annotation, biological process: fatty acid biosynthetic process. The coding region runs from base 6 to 7265 and encodes 2419 amino acids.